This is a messenger RNA of Amphimedon queenslandica, 886 nucleotides long. Its product is annotated as ribulose-phosphate 3-epimerase-like. Gene Ontology annotation, biological process: pentose-phosphate shunt; carbohydrate metabolic process. NCBI's taxonomy places the organism in Eukaryota, Metazoa, Porifera, Demospongiae, Haplosclerida, Niphatidae. Bases 87 to 776 code for a protein of 229 amino acids. The transcript has 8 exons. Gene Ontology annotation, molecular function: D-ribulose-phosphate 3-epimerase activity. The record is from RefSeq and is a predicted model, not a curated record.
UUUAGAACGUGGGUGUGAAUCAUAGGGUGUGGUUUCUGCUAGGGUUUAGUUUAACGUUUACGUCUACCGGUAUCUAGUAACUUGUAAUGAUGUCUGGUUUGUGUCACUGUAAAAUUGGUCCAUCUAUACUUAACGCUGACUUAUCAUGUCUUGCCUCCGAGUCACAGAAAAUGUUGGAUAAUGGGGCGGAUUACUUGCACCUGGAUGUCAUGGACGGUCAUUUUGUGCCUAACCUAACUUUUGGUGCCCCUCUAGUCCAGUGUCUACGCAAGCACAUUCCUCACGCAUUUUUUGACCUCCAUAUGAUGGUUGCUCAACCUGAAAAGUGGGUUAAAGAUAUGGCUGAAGCUGGUGCAGAUCAAUAUACUUUUCAUUUGGAAGCAACAAGUGAUCCUGAGAGUUUGAUAAAGCAGAUUAGAGAAGCAGGAAUGAAGGUUGGAAUCGGUAUUAAGCCAAACACCCCAGUUGAAGAUGUACUGCCAUUUGUUGAUAAGGUAGACAUGGUCCUUAUUAUGACUGUGGAGCCAGGCUUUGGAGGACAGAAGUUUAUGUCUAACAUGAUGCCUAAAGUUAAAUGUCUGAGAGAGAAGUAUCCAAGAUUAGACAUUGAAGUUGAUGGAGGGGUCGGAUUAUCGACUAUAGAAGAAGUUGCUAAAGCUGGAGCCAAUAUGAUAGUGUCAGGUAGUGCAAUCGUAAAGAGCAGUGAUCCUAAGAGUGUCAUAGACCAGCUCAGAGCAGCUGUAAAUAAAUGGGCUAUCAAAGAAUCCCCGCCAUGAGAACUCUCUCAUUUUCUUCAUUUUUAAAAAUUAUAAAUUGGAGACUCUUUUUAAGGAUUUUUUUAGCAAUUAAUGUUAGUUAUGAUUCAGUCAUGUACCAUUCUGGCAAA